Xenopus laevis (African clawed frog) is the source of this 3260-nucleotide messenger RNA. RefSeq names its product TSC22 domain family member 2 S homeolog (gene tsc22d2.S). Lineage: Eukaryota; Metazoa; Chordata; Amphibia; Anura; Pipidae. The transcript has 4 exons. The record is from RefSeq and is a predicted model, not a curated record. Gene Ontology annotation, biological process: regulation of transcription by RNA polymerase II. Bases 730 to 2904 code for a protein of 724 amino acids.
UAAAGGCAGAGGGGGCGUGCUGUGGCCUCUCAGUACCGCCCUUUCCUCGCCGUGCCUUUACUAUUGCCAUCUUGGAAAGGUUUGAAUUUCACAGCGUACAAAGCUGCUGAGGGAGGCGGAAGGAGGCGGAGGUGACAGCGUGAGGGGAGGGGAAAGCAACUCCGCCGUCACCAACAGACAUUUCUCUCUUGUACUUUCCACUCUCUCUACGGGUUUUCACUUCCUCUGUCCCGUGUCUGUAGGGAGGGUGUGUGAGAGGGAGAGUUUCCUCAAGCUCUGAUAUCCGCCUUCCUCACAGCUCCAGUCUGCCGCUCGUUAUGUCACCCAGUCAGGAGAGCAGGUAGGGGGAGAGCGGGGCUUUACUCCCCAACACUGAGCUGGAGCCGGCAGCGCCAUCUGUGACAGCAGCGGCCUGUAUCUCGCCUAAAGUGUGUGCUGCCUGCGAAAAGGGGGCCGGGCCUCUAGAGCACUUUCCGCGGAGAACGGGGUUCCGGCCACGGGCCUACUGAAGUGAUCGGGAAUCGUGGGAGCGCUCAGGAUGUCUGUUUUACGCUAGAGUAAGUGGAUCUGGCCCCGAACUCUCCACAGCUAAGCGGCGGGCAAAGUAACCGAGACGCCAGGGGAGGAGAGGGAUAUUACCGAAGCCCCCGCCAGGAAGGAGGAUCUGGAGGCCGCAUCACCUUCAUUCCUCACCCCCUCCACCGCCAGCGGAUUGGUUUUGCCCGUACGAUGUCCAAGAUGCCAGCCAAGAAAAAGAGCUGCUUCCAGAUCACAAGUGUCAUCACGGCCCAGUCGGCCAACAGCAUCACGGAGGAGACGGAGAGCCUGGAUGACCCGGACGAAUCGCGGACAGAGGAUGUGUCUUCGGAGAUUUUCGACGUCUCCCGCGCUACCGACUACGGACCGGAAGAUGUCGUGGGGAGGAGCUCGUCCGAGGAGACCCUUAGCAAUGUCUGCGAGGCAGAGACGCCGGGAUCCGUGUCCCCUAACCUGCCGCACGAGGGGAUCGGGCUCAUUGGAGCUAACGGGGGAGCCGCGAGUAGAGGAAGCGGACAAGGAGCUGCGUUAGGUCUGGCGAACCAAGUUUCUACUGCGACUGCGACGCCCACCGCCUCUAGUGUUGCCCAAGUUGCUUCUCAAUCCCCCGCCGCCACUUGCAGCUCACGCUUCAGGGUGAUCAAACUUGACCACGGCUCAGGGGAGCCCUACAGGAGAGGCCGAUGGACCUGUACAGAAUAUUAUGACAGGGACUCGGAUUCCAACUUAAUCUCUAGGACUGGGGAUACAAUCAGGCACACGAGCACGUUUGAUCACUCUGCAGACAGGGACAGCGGACUGGGGGCCACAGGGGGUUCUGCGGUGCAUGUGCUUCACACUUCGGAAUGUGCAGCUGACAGUUGUGCUGUGUCACAGUUGCUUCAGCCUGACAAAAUGAACCAGCCCUCUCAGCAGCAACCGUUUCUAAUUGGGCAGCAGGCAGUAGGUGGAAUGGUGUGUCAAGGUACUGCCCAACAGAUGUACCCGGGCGCUGUUACAAGUCAGCAGACGACCAGCCAAUCGCACACAGCUGCACAAAGUGCAAAUAAUGGCGCAGGCAGCAGUUCUCGGAAUGUACACACUGUGCAGUCGACAAUAUCCGCAACUCCGCAGCAGCAACCUACUGCUUCUGUUAGUCAGCCUCAAGCGUUCCCUUACUCCCAGGUGCAGUCUGGACACAUGAUGUCCACUCAGCCAGCUGGUCAGACAGAAUAUGUCCAACAUAUAACCGUUCUACAGUCCCAAGGAACACCUCAGAAACCCACAAGUACUGGGGCUCCGUCAAGUCUUCCAGGCCAACACCUGCAAGCAGGUGGAACACAACUAGUAGGUCUUCUUUCCAAAACUGGUGACUCUGUGAGCCAGGGAUCAGGCUUGAUACAGAGUGGCCAAUCACCCCAAAGCCACCCAGUUCAUGUCCAGCACCCUGGAAGUGGGGCACAAUCAUCUGUGCCAUCUAUUGGAAUAGUGCAGCAGAAGUCCAUAAAUCAGCAAGUGAGUGGGAGUAGUCCUGUUUCAGGCAUUCCAGGGGGACACCAUACCAUGGCUCCGGGAAUACAGAGUGUGCCUGCUGCUAUGUCCGGUACAGGUGUUACUGGAAUACAAAGUACGGUGCCAAGUGUGUCUGCCACUCUUGUUACUAUGCCAAUUGCUCCUUCUAAUUUUGUGCAGUCUCCACUGAGCAACCAUACAACUGUCAGUAGAAGUAAUAGCCUAACACCAACAGUUGGGCUUCCAGCAAUGACGUCAAAUGUACACACAAGUUUGCCGCAGUCCAAUGUCAAUCAAGUUCAGACUCCGAGCCAGUCACUGGUUGGCCAAAUAGACGACCGAAGAAAGUCUGAACCUCUACCUCAGCCACCAAUGUCUCUCUUUUCUGAGAAGCCUUUUAUGAAAGUCUCCAUCACAGACACCUUAGCAAACCCUCUCAAUUUACCCGUUUUUGGUUUCCCAGUUGAUGGUGAUGACGACAGGAAUCCUUCAUCUGCUUUCUAUGAAGCAUUUCAUCUGAAGUUCCGUGGGGCAAAGAAACUGUGUGAUAGUUCAUCAAGUGCAAAUGUAGUAGCCAUCGACAACAAAAUUGAACAGGCAAUGGACCUGGUGAAAAGCCAUCUAAUGUAUGCAGUAAGAGAAGAAGUUGAAGUCCUCAAGGAACAAAUAAAGGAAUUGAUAGAGAAGAACUCUACCCUUGAACGAGAAAAUGCACUGUUAAAAAACCUUUCCAACAAUGAUCAGCUGUCUCAACUGUCAGCUCAAGCUGGACUGAGCACUUGCCAGCAACAGCCACCUCCAGUGACUACAGCUCCGAUCAGUGCGCCGCCACAGAAUGCAAACCCCGCGCAGCAACCGAAUGUCUCUUCAGCAUAAAUCGUAGAGACUGCUUUCUUGCCUUGUGUUGCAGACUGAAAGCAAUCUGUCCUUGUGUGCCACUGCUGUUUGUUUCACUUUAAAACCGAAAACGAGAAAAAAAUGAAAGCAAGUAGCCAUGCUUCAUUUGUGUGUUUGGCCUUUUUCAGUAUUAGACAAUCAUUUUUCCACUUCUAGAGAAAUGAGAGGGAGGUGAAACCUGUUUCAUUUUGUACCAUAUUAUAAGUUAAGAAUCUGAGUGAUAAUUACAGGCCUCUUAUUCUCAAGAAGUGAGCCCCUGGAUGGUCAGGAGACCUGCCAUACUUUAUGUUCUUAGCCUUUUUUGAAGGGAACGAAGCAGCAUUUCAUGUUAAAAA